AGGCCACAGCGCCGGGGGGCCAUGGAAAGGGCGCAGGAAAUCGGCACCUUCGUGGUGUGGGACUACGUGGUGUUCGCCGGCAUGCUGCUCAUCUCAGCCGCCGUCGGCAUCUACUACGCCUUCGCGGGGGGCGGCCAGCAGACCUCCGAGGACUUCCUGAUCGGCGGCCGCAGAAUGACCGCGGUGCCCGUGGCGCUGUCCCUCGCCGCCAGCUUCAUGUCGGCGAUCACGAUCCUGGGCACCCCCUCCGAGGUCUACCGGUUUGGGGCCAUAUACAGCAUCUUUGCCUUCACUUACUUCUUUGUGAUCGUCCUCACCGCGGAGGUCUUCCUCCCGGUGUUCUACAAACUGGGAAUUACCAGCACCUACGAGUACUUAGAACUUCGAUUUAACAAAUAUGUUCGUCUCUGUGGAACAAUCCUCUUCAUUGUUCAAACAAUUCUGUAUACUGGAAUUGUUAUCUAUGCUCCUGCACUGGCUUUGAAUCAAGUCACAGGAUUUGAUCUGUGGGGUGCAGUCGUGGCAACCGGGGUGGUCUGCACAUUCUACUGCACGAUGGGUGGUCUUAAAGCAGUUAUCUGGACGGAUGUUUUUCAAAUUGGGAUCAUGGUGGCUGGAUUUGCAACUGUGAUUAUACGGGCUGUGGUGGUUCAAGGUGGAAUCGACGUUAUUUUAAGUGAUGCCUAUGAUGGCGGAAGAUUAAACUUCUGGAAUUUUAAUCCUAAUCCUUUACAAAGACACACAUUCUGGACAAUUAUUAUAGGAGGUACUUUCACGUGGACCAGCAUCUAUGGUAUCAACCAAUCCCAAGUGCAGAGAUAUAUUUCCUGUAAAAGCAGAUUCCAGGCAAAAAUGUCUCUCUACAUCAAUCUCGUGGGACUCUGGGUGAUCCUCACCUGCUCAGUGUUUUGUGGGCUCGCCCUUUAUUCCAGGUACAAAGACUGUGAUCCUUGGACAGCCAAGAAAGUGUCUGCACUAGACCAGCUCAUGCCUUAUUUGGUACUGGACAUUCUGCAAGAUUAUCCAGGACUUCCUGGACUUUUCGUGGCCUGUGCUUAUAGUGGAACAUUAAGCACAGUGUCCUCCAGUAUUAAUGCCUUAGCAGCAGUAACUGUGGAAGAUCUAAUAAAACCUCACUUCAGAUCGCUCUCAGAAAGGUCUCUGUCUUGGAUUUCCCAAGGAAUGAGUGUGUUGUAUGGAGUCCUGUGUAUUGGAAUGGCUGCACUGGCAUCGACAAUGGGAACUCUGUUACAGGCAGCACUCAGCAUAUUUGGCAUGAUUGGUGGACCACUUCUGGGCAUGUUUGCUUUGGGCAUUUUGGUUCCCUGUGCCAACUCACUUGGAACAUUUGUUGGACUGAUGGCUGGAUUUGCCAUUUCUUUAUGGGUUGGAAUUGGAGCUCAACUUUACCCUGCACUUCCCGAGAGAACAUUGCCCUUAAACCUUGAAACCUAUGGCUGCAACAGCUCAUAUAACGGGACGAAUGUGAUGACAACCACAGAAAUGCCAUAUUCUACUAGUGCUUUUCAAAUCCACAAUGUUGAAAGGACUCCACUGAUGGAUAACUGGUAUUCUUUAUCAUACCUGUACUUCAGCGCUAUUGGAACUUUGGUAACAUUAUUUGUGGGGAUACUUCUCAGUUUAUCAACAGGAGGAAGAGAACAGAACUUAGACAGCAGAUUCAUACUAACCAAAGAGGACUUCUUAUCCAAUUUUGAUAUUUUUAAGAAAAAGAAGCGUGUUUUAAGCUAUAAAUCUCAUCCAAUGGAAGAUGGUGGAACUGAUAAUCCUGCUUUCAACCAUAUUGAAUUGAACUUCACAGAUCAAACUGGCAAGAUCAAUGGGACUCGUUUGUGAAGCAGCUGUGAUACUACAUGAUCUUAAACAGUGUCUCAAUUUUAUGUAUUUUCUAAGAUAAUUGGAUCAGGCUUAGUUUUUCUUUGUUUUUUUGAUUUUUUUUUUUGUUAGUCUAUCAUGAGUGUCUUGAGGGCUAAAUUUUUGUUAAAACAAAGUCCUGACUUUCUUUAGUUCCUACACUCAUUAAUUGAUGUUAUUCUGGAGUGAAGAGUUUCAGCACAGGCACUUCCCUCUCUCUUAUUUCAAUGAAGCCACCGUUGCAAAAGUUACGACUCUGUGUGUGCUGAAAGGCCAAUAUGCACAUAUGCACAUG
Messenger RNA from Lemur catta (Ring-tailed lemur), 2170 nucleotides. It is a transcript of the gene SLC5A8, whose product is annotated as solute carrier family 5 member 8. Gene Ontology annotation, biological process: propanoate transmembrane transport; sodium ion transport. The record is from RefSeq and is a predicted model, not a curated record. Gene Ontology annotation, molecular function: organic acid:sodium symporter activity. The transcript is spliced from 15 exons. Lineage: Eukaryota; Metazoa; Chordata; Mammalia; Primates; Lemuridae. Gene Ontology annotation, cellular component: membrane. The coding region runs from base 22 to 1857 and encodes 611 amino acids.